Messenger RNA from Porites lobata, 1375 nucleotides. NCBI's taxonomy places the organism in Eukaryota, Metazoa, Cnidaria, Anthozoa, Scleractinia, Poritidae. The record is from the annotation of a GenBank genome assembly.
AUGGUGUUCGGAAAAAGUAAGACGGGAUUCAAUUUUGUCCAUCAGGACCAGAUCUGGUGAGAAAGAACAUAAUUAUCGCAGUCGAUUUUCUAAUUAGUUCGUCGUCACGUUUGACUCCCAUCCCAGAUUCCAUUUGUAAACUGUAGACUUCAAGUGGUGAUUUUUGUAGCUUUAACUUUGUUUAAUAGUACACAGCAGAUAGGAGACUGAUACUAGAACUUAAGCAACUUUGAGUAGUUAAAAAUUGUUGUUUUCCUCCCACAGGAAAGACCACGUUGGUCAUGAACACAGCGCGGCGAAACGAUGGCCUGAAAACUGGGGGUUUCUCAUCGGGCAGUACAAAAUCGUGAGUAUUUCUCGUAAAAUUAUUCAUGGAAAGUUCAUCCUUCUGGACUAUCGAGGCAGUAUACAUGCUUAAACUGUUCUGAUGUUUUACAGUGCGUUUUAUAUAAAUUUCGAAUCAUCGAUCAUUCCAAAGUUGUCAUGGCGUUCGAACUAUUGUCAUGCAAGGUUGGAAAUUUACAUUGUUCACAGCUGGUUUGAAUUGUUCAGCACUUUUGUAGACGUUUUUCGUAAGGACUUCUUAAAUUGAUUUAAGAAACAGUAGCUAGUUUAAAUGUAAUAGAAAAUCUUAACGUCCUUUGAACUUAAAUAUGACAUAUGUAAGUUACAUAAAAGGAGGUCUAUAAAUGAUAUAGAAUGGGGCCGGUCUCACGCAACUUGAAUUCUACAGUUUAUGCAAACUUUUGAAUAGUUUUUCACAAUAUAUCAGUUUAACUGACUUAUUAUAAAGGCUGUAAACUACGUUUCCUUUCUAAGCUUAUAAUCGAAUUUCCUUUUAUUUAAUUAUGGCAUAUUUUGGCACAGGGGAAGGGAGAGAAAAGACAAGUAGGGUGGGGGAGGGAGUUACUUACCCACCUAGUGGAUGAUGCUUUAUCCUUGUAAUACUGGCACGCUCAGGAGUGAACCUUAGCGGAGCAGUUGCAAACAAAAAAAUACUUUCAUGGGAGGGGUGUGGAUAUUUUUGGAAACAACCAACUGUCUCUUGCUUUCAAAACACUGUUUGACUUCCUUUGUUAAAUUUGAUUCCCUGUUCUCCUAGCUGGCAAAUGAAGAUGAAAGUGUUGAAAAUGGUACUGCAGCAGUAAGAGUCAAACAAAGACGUGAAGCUCUGAAAUUGCCACCGAUUGAUUCCAGCGUUGCAUCACAACUGUCAGUGGGCAGAUCAACAGCAAAGUUUCCAACCAAGACUUCUGAAGAAGUGGGCUGGCGGUCCAGUCAACUACACUGUAAUUUAGAAAGAUAUGGAAGGUACACAAAGCUGAAGACAUCAUUCCUUGGACAAAUGAAGUGGCCUCCUGAAGCAAUUGAUUAG